AUGAAUAUCAAAUGUGUAUUUCAACCUCAUUCGGAGUGGGGCCCUAAGGAUAUUGAAACUCGGCGACUCAGGAUACAGUAUGAUUCUCGAAAUUAUAUUGAAUCACAGGCACCUAGAAAGCUAAGUCGUUACAUGAUACAGAAAUCCAGGCUCGAAUCAUACAAGCUUGACGUACAGUACGAUAACGUUGUACGGCAUUCAUCUUUGACUUCUACGGAAAUACAUAUUGAAGAUGAGAAGAAACACAAAUAA
This is a messenger RNA of Parnassius apollo (apollo), 252 nucleotides long. The record is from the annotation of a GenBank genome assembly. NCBI's taxonomy places the organism in Eukaryota, Metazoa, Arthropoda, Insecta, Lepidoptera, Papilionidae.